This is a messenger RNA of Cydia pomonella (codling moth), 1824 nucleotides long. RefSeq lists its product as uncharacterized. The record is from RefSeq and is a predicted model, not a curated record. Lineage: Eukaryota; Metazoa; Arthropoda; Insecta; Lepidoptera; Tortricidae. The coding region runs from base 123 to 650 and encodes 175 amino acids. The transcript has 5 exons.
AGCAACAAGGUCAGAUCUCUCAGUUGAGCUGUUUUACUUACUGUUAUUAGACGCGUGGCUUUUCAACUGUUUUAUUUAGUAUUUACAAAAUAGUAAAAUCAAUAUUUGAGGUGUUGUUUACGAUGGAAUCGAAUCGUUCCUGCUGUUCGUCCUCCGUGUGCUGCGGGGCGCCGGUGGAAAAAGGAUGCUUCGUAUUCUCCAUCAUAAAUGCCAUUAUUUGCAUGGCAGCUUCCAUAGGAUGCCUCGUCUUCCUAAUCUUCAACAUCAGCAUCUAUUUCGACGGAGAAUCCCGAGGCUCUGACUUGGUGUUGGUACAUAUGCUCGUGGGCAUCGCUCUAGGUUCCUGUGUAGCCAGUGCCUUGCCGCUAACGUUCGCAAUCCUGCUGGUUGUGGGAAUCCGACGUCGCAACAAGAGUUACGUGCUGGCCUACCUGAGAUUCGGCAUCACCGUGUUGGUCCUGAGCGUGCUCGCGUGUCUCGUGAUGAUCGGAGUCCAAUGGGGGGAAAUUGUCAUGAUGUACACGCUGAUCCCUUUAGGACUUUGCGUUAUAUACUCCUUAAUACUAGUACUCGUCUACCAGACCUACCGGGUAUUUUCGGAACGCACUCCCGCUACACACACAAAACUGCUCAACACCAAUGAUUUUUGACAACCAUAAAACUCUCACCUGAAGGCCGACACACGCUAACAAGUGCGCCUGAGUGUACAGGGAGCUCCAAAAAUGCAUACUAACUCAAGCUAGGGACAAAUUAUUUCAAUUCAUGCAAUGGAACGUGGGACAGAUGGUGCGCGCGCAGGCUUGUCCCGCGUAUACGACGUAUAUUGAUAUGAGACGCUUAAGUGCCAAUUUGCACAACAGCAACGCGAUUGGUUGAUGACUUGAUUGGACGCAACUAGUUGCAUAAAGGUCACAGCUCAUUAGAGCCACCCCGCACCCGACCCUCACCGCCUCGCCUCGAGCGGUUAGUAUUCUUCGUAUGGAUUUCUAUGGGCAUGCGCUCACUACAUCAACUUAUCCGGUGGUGGUACGAAGUUGAUGUAGUGAGCGCAUGCCCAUAGAAAUCCAUACGAAGAAUACUAACCGCUCGAGGCGAGGCGGUGAGGGUCGGGUGCGGGGUGGCUCUAAUGAGCUGUGACCUUUAUACUGCACGAUUUGGCUCGAAUUCGUGAGUGACACCACUGAACUAGCACCAUUCUUAGUGCCCGUAAGGCCCGUCCUUAGAUAAUAUAUAUGUCAAUGGGAAAGCGGUGACAUCCGAAUGUCACAUUAAAGCUUACGCUGUCAGCGUCCAAAAAAGUCAAAUUGACGCCAAAAUUCAAACUAACCUUUAUAUGGCCUAAAACCAGAAUACUCAAUAGUAUACUAAGUUUUUCUAAUUACGUAAUGGUGACUACCUUCCUCUUGGAUUUACUGAAUGUGCCAAUUAAAACAAGAGGCUAACCAAACUCCAAUGAAAACAGAUCUUUACAUAGAGAUGUCCAUACAAUUUCCAAAAUGUGUUUACAAUUCAGAUGCUCCAUAAAAUGAACUGUCAGGGAUUAUCAUUGGACGCGCGAGGUACAACAUGGCCCGAAUCUAGCUUAUUUGGUUAGGGAGACCUUGUUCCCACUUGUGGGACAACGGGUCCGGAUUUUAAUCGGAUAUCCCAGUGGCAGAACAUUUUAUACUUAGGUACUGUAAUUUUGAAGUAGGUGAAAUCCGGGCUGAUAAUAAAGUCUACUUUUUAAAAGGCACGCUGCAUUUUUGUUAAAAUGUUAAUGUUAUUAUCUAAUAAAGUUUUCUAGUCUUAACAAUAGUUUUAAGUUUUAUGUACGAAUACAAU